This is a messenger RNA of Microbotryum saponariae, 2316 nucleotides long. NCBI's taxonomy places the organism in Eukaryota, Fungi, Basidiomycota, Microbotryomycetes, Microbotryales, Microbotryaceae. The record is from the annotation of a GenBank genome assembly.
AUGACCGCGUACGCGCAACAACAGGCACUGCUGGCGCAACAGGCGCAACUCGCCCAGCAGGCGGCGGCCCAACACGCGGCCCAACACGCGGCCCAACACGCGGCCCAACACGCGGCCCAACACGCUUUGCAGCAGCAGCAGCAGCAGCAGCAGCAGCAGCAGCAGCAGCAGCAGCAGCAGCAGCAGCAGCAGCAGCAGCAGCAGCAGCAGCAGUAUACUCAGCGGGGGCAUCCUCAGGUCCGUUUGAAAUACUGCCUUGCCUGUCAACCGCGUGCAGAGGCUGAUGUAUCUUGCUUGGACUGGGGGGGGAACCGCACAGGCGCAAGCUGGUGCUGCACCACCUGCGUCAACUGCUCAACCACCACCACCGCCUCCUCCGCCGCCCAACUUUCAGCAGUUGUCCGAUGGCAACGAUGGGCUCAGGCAGGCAAAGUGAGUCAAGUCAAGCGAGCAGCCCAACUCAAAACUCGGGGGACACUGACUCGCGCCGUCGUCUCGUCGAACUCUCUCUCUCGUGCGUGCCCGCCAAGGCGUCGCCGUCCAACGGAUCGAACGCUCCCUUCGUUCGAUUCCUCAUCCUUACCGACCAUCGACGGUCCUACAACCACCAAACUGAACGAGUCGACUCGGACCCUCAAGGCGCUGGCGGAGGGUUACAAGGCGUUGCAGGAGGUUGAGCGCACGUUGGAUUGGAACGUAUCCCGCAAGAGGAUCGAGCUGCAGGAGGGGUUGGGCGGGGGGAGGGUCCCUGCCGUGCGUUUCCACAACUUUGACGCUGAUGUUUUAUAUGGCGGUACAUGGAGCUGACUGGUAUCGUUGACUUUGUACAGACCAAGCGAACGCUAAGGGUUCAUCUCGAAGUCGAGGUCAAGGACCAGCCUUGGCAAGCGACGACCGCGCCUCAGGAGGAGCAAGCGAUCGACGUGGCCGAUGGAACGACUGCACCAUCAUCCACAAGAGCGGGGGGAGCAGCAGCAGACGCCGCGACGGAUGAGAGACCCAAGGUUGACUUUGUCAAGGGAACGGGCGUGCCCAGAUUCAUCGUCAAGGUCUCCGGCGCCGUGUUGGAUGUACGUCGACGAGGGGUAGCCAUACAACGGAUGAUUCAAUCUGAUCUGUGCUUCUCUCCCUUGUCUGUCGUGCAGGAGCCUACUAAAGGACCAUCGCUGCGACGGCCGCUCACGGCCCUCGUUUCCCGCGUCGUUCUCGAUACCGAUCGCGAUCCGACGCUGCAUGACCGAACGGGCGCCAUCGAGGUGAGCUGGAGACACAGAACUGUGAUCCAAGACGAUAGUAUUGAUGUCUUCUCUCUCAAACAGUGGGUGCGACCGAUACCGACCGCGAGCACACCUGUGCCCGUCCUGCCCAAAGCGCUCUCCUUUACGAUUCCCUCUUCGCAACCGACGACGUUCAAGCUCUCGCUCUACCUCGAUCACCGACCCGAGCGAUUCGCUUUGGUGCCCGAGUUGGCGACCAUCUUGGAUAUGCGCACGGGCGACCGAGUGGGCGUGUUGGCCGCGCUGUGGAGCUACAUCAAGAUGCAUGGCCUUCAAGAUCCGGAUAUGAAGCACAUCCGCACCGACGAUCAAUUGCGAAAGGUCGGUUUCCCCGGCCGUGGAAUUCAGUCUUUGACAGUCGGGCCAUGUCGGGACCACUGACACCGAUCGUGAUGCUCGGACCCGACAGCUCUUGUCAGGCCAGGAACGCGUCCCCUUUCACCACUUGCCCGAAUAUACGAACCGCUUGCUAUUGCCUCAUCCACCGACGGUGAUCACGCACACGCUCUCCCUCUCCUCUACGGAGCCGACUUCGCAACACCUUGCAUUCGACAUGCCCCUCCACAUGGAAGAUGCGUCGCGCUACGAACUCGAGACCAUCCUUCGCUCGUUGAACGCACCACAACCUUCGAUCAUCCAGCUCGACGAAACGAUCGCCGCUUCGGCGUUCGAGGUCAAGGCUUCGCAGUUGAAGAGGAACUUUUUGGUCGCGUUCGCGAGUGACCCUUCGGCUUGCUUGGAGGAUUGGCUCGAUUCGCAGGCGGAGGAUCUAAAGGCUAUUCUGCAUCCGGGUAUGGAUGUGAGGGGGAGUAAGGCCUUCGUUGGGGGUUCGGUUGGGUGGAGGGAGGAGUUCAGGAGGGGCGUCAAGUGGGACGGCGAGUGGGUCAAGGAAGGCGCGAGUGUGUGGGCGCAGAGAACUUUCGAGGGCAGGAUCAGGGAACAGGUUGGAGGUCCGAAUGCGCCGACGACGGCGGGCGCGCCAGCUGCGCAGGCGGCGAUGCAAGGUGGGGUUGGGGGUGGGAGAACCGGUAGGAGAUGA